AUGGACAACGACAUUCCUUUAACUCAAGUACGGAGCAACGCCAGCUCGACUGGUGCUAGAAAGCCCAACCAAAGCAAUGCAACCGGCUUCAGUAUUGAAAACCAGCCCCCUACUGACGACAACGAGAAGGGUGGCUUCUUUCAUCGUGGUCGGAGGAGAGCCAAGAAAACCGAGGGCUCUGAGGAGAAUGACAAUCUAAUCUCCGAGGAGGCAUCUCUUACUGCCAUGGGCAGGUUUUACAACAAGCUCAUCCAAGCCUCAGUCUUCACGCGAUAUCUCGUUUACAUCGUCCCCGUCGGUGUCCUCUUGGCAAUUCCUAUGAUUGUUAUCCGAGCAUUGAAUAAGCAGGACACGCUUCGAGCUGGUCACGGCCCGCGAACCAAUGAUGUAAACGAAACUCCCGCCAUAUAUGACCCCGGCCCACGUCUCAUUGAUCUUUUUCUAUGGAUUGAAUUAGCGUGGCUGGCCUUAUGGGUUGGUAAGGUCGUUGCUCAUCUUCUACCCCCUAUUUUUAUGUUUUUCACCGGUGUCAUCAGCGCUGGUACUCGCAAGUAUGCAAUCGUCAUCCGCGCACUUGAGAUUCCGCUCUCCCUUUUCUUCUGGGCAUUGGCGACCUUCUUUAUAUUCACGGGUCUGCUAAAUGUUAGAUACAACAAUGUCGAGUGGGUUAUAACGAUACGAAGAAUCGUGGGUGCGCUCUUUGCCUCUUCGGCUGUGUUCCUCGUCGAGAAAGCUAUUAUUCAACUUAUCAGCGUCACAUACCACCAGCGAUCCUUUGCCAAUCGUAUAAAGGACUCCAAACGGGAAGUCUACCUUCUGGGCUUGAUGUACGACGCUUCUCGGCAACUAUUUCCUAUGUACUGCCGUGAAUUCCGCGAAGAGGAUGAGCUUAUCAACGAUAGUAUCGAGAUACUGCUUGCUGGUGGGAAAGGUGGAAGAAGGAAUAGGAAGAGUGGUGUAGUGACGCCUAUGAGGUUGAUUGGGAAUGUAACGCGCAUUGGCGACAAAGUUACCUCUGUCUUCGGCAACCUGGCCUCGGAGAUUACUGGCAAGCAGGUCUUCAACCCCAAUUCCGCUCACUCGAUAGUCGUAGAAGCCCUCGAGAAAGUUAGGACUUCAGAGGCUCUCGCGAAGCGUAUCUGGAUGUCAUUUGUCGUGGAAGGCAACGAGUCUCUAUAUGUCGAUGACAUCAUCGAGGUUCUUGGCCCUGGCCACCGUGAAGAAGCCGAAGAAUGUUUCGAAGCAAUCGAUGCGGAUGGGAAUGGAGAUAUCAGCCUCGACGAAAUGAUUAGGAAGGUAGUUGAGAUGGGAAAGGAGAGAAAGGCUAUAGGAAACAGCAUGAAGGACAUCAGCCAAGCCUUGGGUGUGUUCGAUCAGGUCCUCCUCUUCAUCGUGCUGCUGAUCGUUAUUUUCAUCUUCCUUGCGUUCUUCCAAAGCUCCUUCAUCACCACGCUCGCGACUGCGGGUACGACCUUGCUAUCUCUCUCUUUCGUUUUCGCUGUCACUACGCAGGAAUUCUUAGGUUCUUGCAUCUUCCUAUUCGUCAAGCAUCCUUACGAUGUUGGCGACAGAGUCGAUAUUACAGGUACGGAGAAAGAGCAGCUGGUUGUUGAGAAGAUUUCCUUGCUCUACACGGUCUUCAAUCGUAUCGACAAGAUGCAGGUUGUACAGGUACCAAACAUUGUUCUGAACAACGUUUGGAUCGAGAACGUUACCCGAAGCAAGGCCAUGAAAGAGGUUAUUGACAUCAAUGUCUCAUAUGAUACUUCAUUUGAAGACAUCGAACUUUUACGGCUUGAGAUGGAGAAAUUUGUGCAGGCCCCAGAGAAUGCGCGAGAUUUUCAACCUGACAUUUCUAUUAGCGUUGCAGGUGUCGGAGACUUGGAUAAAUUGCAGCUUAAGAUUGCUAUCAAGCACAAGUCAAAUUGGCACAACGAGGCUAUCCGUGCUACUCGACGCUCCAAAUUCAUGUGUGCUCUUACGCUUGCCUUGAAGAAGGUGCCCAUCUAUCCUCCAGGUGGCGGCGGUGAAGCAUUAGGUGGACCUACUAAUCCCUCCUAUUCGGUCAGCGUCUCGGAUGCGGAAGCGGCUGCUGCUCGUGACAAGGCUGCUAAAGAAAAGGAAGAAAAGCGAUUGGUACCAGCAGCACCGGCUAGGAACCCUUCGACAGCUAGCAAAUCCGGAAAACCCGAGGAUAGAGAGGCGAAGGCUGCGCAGGGUUUAAACACGCUCGACCCCGUAGCAGCAGCAGCAGACAAUUGGGGCUAUAACCGCGACGACUCCUCAGACUCCCGUGAGGAUCUCAUAGAGCGAAAACGCUCAACCGAUAUAGAGUCCUUGCGUCUGGACCUCCGUAAGCAUGAGAGUCAGCGCAGCGGUCGUCGGAGAGCAGGCGAAACCCUACCUCCGCAACCAAUCAGCGAGAACACGCCAAGCUUUCAGAUAACCCAGCAUUCGGGCCCCUAUGACGAAGAAGCGCAAGUGGGUGGUCCGCAUCCAUACAACACCAGUGCCCAGUCAGCGAAUACGCUGUAUCCCCAAGCGUCUACCCGAACCAACCAGUCCGCUGGGAGCAGCAGACACGCGAACCAUUAG
Messenger RNA from Daldinia caldariorum, 2595 nucleotides. RefSeq names its product Mechanosensitive ion channel-domain-containing protein. NCBI's taxonomy places the organism in Eukaryota, Fungi, Ascomycota, Sordariomycetes, Xylariales, Hypoxylaceae. The record is from RefSeq and is a predicted model, not a curated record. Gene Ontology annotation, molecular function: calcium ion binding; calcium channel activity. The transcript has 2 exons. Gene Ontology annotation, biological process: calcium ion transmembrane transport; intracellular calcium ion homeostasis. The coding region runs from base 1 to 2595 and encodes 864 amino acids. Gene Ontology annotation, cellular component: membrane.